AUGUUUGAUUACAGCAUCUUAUGUUUCCUUCAUUUUCUCGACAGAAUAGUGAUGAACUGCACCAACCUCACCACCUGCCGAGACAACUUCUCCUGCUACAGUACUUCAGUCGAAGGCUACCGGUACUUCGCCGUGACGUGGGGAUGCGCCAUGACCAUCAUCGGUACGGUGGGGAACCUGAUGACCUUCCUGGCCUUCGCCUUACAGCCUCAUCUGAGGACACGCUUCAACAUGCUCAUCCUCAACCUGUCUCUGGUUGAUCUCCUCUCCUGCUCCAUCCUGUAUCCCGUCUCAGUCGACGCCUAUCUACACCUCAGAUGGCGCAGUGGUCAGCUGUGGUGCAACAUCUUCAGCAUGGUCUUCUUCCUCCUCAACGCCGUCUCCAUCGGCACCCUCUGCCUUAUAGCAGGGGCCAGAUACCUCAUGGUCGCAAAGAGGGCCGUGUUUGACCGUGUCUUCUCCAAGCUUGGUCUUUCUUUGCUCAUCAUCUCACAGUGGGCACUCGGCCUGGUCACCCAUGGCCCGCUAUGGCAUGCCAACCGGUUUGACCAAAAGAUGUGUGUAUGCACCAUCAACCAUGAUAUUUACCAUCCCUACCCCAUCAUCCUGUUCACAUUCUACUUUUUAGGCGGUCUGAUAUGCGUCGGCACAUUCUACUUCCUCAUCUACAGACAUGUCCGGAAGUCAACACAAGCGCUCCGCCGCCAUCGGUUCAGCCCCCGGCGCUCCCGGAAGAGACCAGCUUCUCCAGUCCGAGACACCAUCGACAGCGGCAUCGAGAGCAGCACGACCAACACAUGUGGCUGUGAGACGAGCAGCCAGAAUGAGAUAAAUAGUGAACGCUCCUCCCAAUCUGCCCAAAGCUCUGCCGCUGCCGAAUCAGCCACCGAGUCUCACUCUGAGGUCGUCACUACGUCACCCUCACCCACGCCUGCGCUGGCAAACGUGUCCUCCUCGCCGCCGCGCUCCACGGCUUCAGGCGAGGAUGAAGAAAAGACACACGUGGCAGUGAUGUGUUUAGCUGUUCUACUGGGUUUUGUGUUCUGCUUUGUCCCCUUCAUGUUGAUGAUGUUGCUAGGAGCAGUCGACAAAUGCAGUCAUGUCCCACAGGUUUUCUACAUGUUCUGCUUAAACAUCUCCUGGAUCAGCAGCUGUAUCAACCCCGUGCUCUACGCUGUCAUGAACAGACAGUUUCGACAGGCCUACAUCGUGCUGCUCACGAGGGCUGCUGCACCGUUCACCUGCCUCUGGGUCAGCGGGAGGGACAGUUCAACCUAAAAUCAAAAAUGCAUGUUUUCAGGAUGUUUAUCCCUCAGGACUGUAUGGCUGUGCGUUGUCGAUCUGUAGAGGUAGAGCUGUCAGUCUGCUUGUGAUAAGUGCCAGAAAAAUCCCUCUCAGAUAUCAUCACCUGGUUUCUCAAGAUAAUUU
This is a messenger RNA of Acanthopagrus latus (yellowfin seabream), 1428 nucleotides long. Its product is annotated as G-protein coupled receptor 84-like. The record is from RefSeq and is a predicted model, not a curated record. The transcript has a single exon. Gene Ontology annotation, molecular function: urotensin II receptor activity. Bases 1 to 1278 code for a protein of 425 amino acids. Gene Ontology annotation, cellular component: membrane. Gene Ontology annotation, biological process: neuropeptide signaling pathway. Lineage: Eukaryota; Metazoa; Chordata; Actinopteri; Spariformes; Sparidae.